Molecule: messenger RNA, 987 nt
Organism: Lecanosticta acicola
Lineage: Eukaryota; Fungi; Ascomycota; Dothideomycetes; Mycosphaerellales; Mycosphaerellaceae
Source: the annotation of a GenBank genome assembly
AUGUCUGACACGGUGGAGACGCUGAAGUCAACCGUCGACAAGUUGGAGAAGAGAAUCCAGGACCUUGAGUCGCGGUUGACCGGCUCUUCUCCCUCCUCUGGCAGCAAUGACAGCAUGCGCAUGAUCCUGAUCGGUCCCCCCGGUGCUGGUAUGUCGGCGGACACAGUCGUCCCAAUUCAACGCGCCGAUGACGGAGUGACACAACUAACACAAUUGCUACGUAACAGGCAAGGGAACUCAGGCGCCCAAGAUCAAGGAGAAGUACAAGUGCUGCCACCUGGCAACCGGCGACAUGCUCCGCGCCCAAGUCGCGGCGAAGACUGAGCUCGGCAAGGAAGCCAAGAAGAUCAUGGACGAGGGCAAGCUGGUGUCGGACGAGAUCAUGAUCAACAUGAUCAAGAGCGAGCUAGACAACAACAAAGAGUGCAAGGGCGGGUAAGUAUCAAGAUUACAAAAGCCAAAUGGCUAUUCGAGAGGCGUCAAUGGUCAUUGGGUCAUGGUGGUUUGGCAUGGAAUACUGACAGCUGGCACAGUUUCAUCCUUGAUGGCUUCCCACGAACAGUCCCGCAGGCAGAGAAGCUCGAUGACAUGCUGAACAACAAGCAACAGGCACUCAAGCAUGCCGUUGAGCUUCAAAUCGAUGACAGCCUACUUGUUGCCCGUAUCACUGGUCGCCUGGUCCACCCUGCCUCAGGUCGCUCAUACCACAAGGUCUUCAACCCACCUAAGAAGGAGAUGACAGACGAUGUGACUGGCGAGCCCCUCACCCAGCGCUCGGACGACAACGAGGCGGCUCUCACGAAGCGGUUAAGCACAUAUCACUCUCAGACGGCACCAGUGACAGACUACUACCGCAAGACUGGGAUCUGGCGGAAGGUGGACGCCGGCAAGGAGCCGGGCGAGGUGUGGAAGAGCAUCCUUCAGAUCUUCGACCAAGAUGGCAAGAGCAGCGGUGGUCUCAUGGGUAGACUGGGCCUGCGAUCAUAG